This is a messenger RNA of Penicillium angulare, 693 nucleotides long. RefSeq lists its product as uncharacterized. Lineage: Eukaryota; Fungi; Ascomycota; Eurotiomycetes; Eurotiales; Aspergillaceae. The record is from RefSeq and is a predicted model, not a curated record. The transcript is spliced from 2 exons. Bases 1 to 693 code for a protein of 230 amino acids.
AUGGCUUCAAUCACUCUUUAUUCCGGUGACCGCAAGCUAUACGCGUGGUCGCCAUUAGAUGUGGGCUGCUUUGCAGUUCUAAAGCGAUCAUAUGGUCGCUUAGUGGACCAACAGACACGUAUAGGAAUCAACCAUAUCGAUAAGUUUGAUUUCCUCGAAGCAUAUCCACAAGCCCGCGCAGACGCAUAUCAGGCGAAGACUAUUCAGAAUGCAUUUAAAACGACUGGUUUAGCCCCAUUAGAUGCAGGACCAGUGCUAUUAAAGCUGAACAUUCAGCUUCGGUCACCGACACCUAUCACUGAACGACCUACAAGCAAAUCAAGCAUUUAUUGCCCUGAAACACCUACAACAAUUCUCCAGCUUUCUAAGCAUGCGAAAUCAGCUAAAAAGCUACUAAAAUACCGGUCGAAAUGCCCACCAACGCCUACUAAAGAGGUCAUUAACCAGGCAUACAAAGCCUGCGAGCAAGUGAUGCAAAGCAUGAUCUUAAUAGAGAAAGAAAUUAAGGAUUUACGGGCCACCAAUAAGAAACAACUACGAAAAAAGAGGCUAUCUAGGAAGGAGAUAGUGAAGACUGGAGGUAUGUUUGUUUAUGAAGCCCAUGAGCAAGGCAUUGAUUGGUCUACUAGGUGGUUUAGAAGGUGGUGGUGUGUCCUUCGCAGCACCCACACAGACGGCUUCGGUGACCGGUAA